Molecule: messenger RNA, 2275 nt
Organism: Magallana angulata
Lineage: Eukaryota; Metazoa; Mollusca; Bivalvia; Ostreida; Ostreidae
Product: tyrosine 3-monooxygenase-like
Exons: 11
Coding region: 217-1764 (515 amino acids)
Biological process (GO): aromatic amino acid metabolic process
Cellular component (GO): perikaryon; axon; cytoplasm
Molecular function (GO): tyrosine 3-monooxygenase activity; iron ion binding
Source: RefSeq, a predicted model, not a curated record
GCUUCUGCUACACAGGAAAACAAGCACCGGGGUCUGCGCUCAAUUAAUGAAACUCUGAAUUAUCGCCAAAAAUUUACAACAACAGGUCAUAGAGCCAGGUUAAGGAAAAAGGAAUUUUUUAAAGGAAAAAAAUAGGAAUUGGAAAAUUUAAAAAAGUAUUUGUCCAAAGACACAGGACCGUAACAGAAUCUGUGAAUUUGUUAAGAAAUUGAGAAAAUGUUUGCUACAGAAGCGAGCGUUAUUUCACCAACCCAGGACCCAGCGACAGUUAAACGGCGACUCGCCUUCCAGAAAAGUUACAGCCAAGAGCAUGGCGGAUCGUGGCGCCGGAAAAGCCUGAUUGAGGAUGCGCGGUUUGAGACGGUGACAAACAUCGAGUUCGCGAAACGAGAGCGCACCAUCAGUAACCGGGGCUCCAUCAGCGAGGAAGAGGAAGUGUUCACUCAGAAUGGGGAUACCCCGUCUCCCGUGGAAACCGACCCCUCACGGCUCUACGUCAUACUGGUCACACUAAAAGAGGGAAUGACGGCGUCAUUGUCCCGGAUAGUUCGUGUAUUUGAAACCACAAAAGUGUUCCUCGACCACAUAGAAUCACGGAAGUCGCACAAGGCAGGAGCCAUUUUCGAUGUUUUGAUACAAUUCGUAUGUUCCCGCCAAAAGGUGACAUCAUUGAUGAACGCCAUACGUCAGAAUCCAUCGGUGGAGGAGGUGACGGUCAUUGGGGACAAGGACGCCGACAUUCAAGAUGCAUGGUUUCCUCGACAUAUAGGUGAACUGGACAAUUGUACCCACCUCGUGACCAAGUUUGAACCCGAGCUAGACUGUGAUCACCCGGGGUUUACAGACGAAGAGUACAAAAAACGCCGGAAACAGAUUGCUGAUAUAGCGUUCGAAUAUAAACACGGUCACCCAAUACCAAGAGUGCAGUAUACGAGGGAAGAAAUAGCCACGUGGGGCCAUGUUUACAAGCAACUAAAGGAAUUGUUUCCUACGCAUGCGUGUCGCGAGCAUAUUGAGGCUUUCAAGGGAUUGGAGAAAGAUUGUGGCUACAGGGAGACAAAUAUACCACACCUAGAGGACGUGUCAAACUUCCUCAAACGUAAAACCGGAUUCCAGCUGCGUCCGGUUUCGGGUUUACUCUCCGCCAGAGACUUCCUGGCUAGCCUUGCCUUCCGGGUGUUUCAAUGUACACAAUAUGUAAGGCACGGAUCCAAGCCCGACCACUCCCCGGAACCAGAUUGUGUACACGAGUUGUUGGGCCACGUGCCAAUGUUGUCUGUUCCCGCAUUUGCGCAGUUCUCACAGGAAAUUGGUCUGGCGUCACUCGGAGCAUCAGAUCAAGAAAUAGAGAAACUAGCAACGUUAUACUGGUUCACCGUGGAGUUCGGCUUAGUUCGCCAAGACGGAAAGUUACGAGCCUACGGCGCCGGAACCCUGUCAUCCUACGGAGAGUUGAAGCAUGCGCUCUCGGACAGCCCCAAGCAACUUCCGUUCAGCCCGACUGUGACGUCAGUGCAGGAGUAUACAGACGAAGAUCUCCAGCCGAUCUACUUCUACGUGGAGUCGUUUGAGGACAUGAUGCAGAAAAUGAGAGACCACGUCUCCACCAUCAAGCGGUCAGUUGACCUCCGGUAUGACCCCAUUACGCAGUCGAUCCAGGUGAUUGAACACAAGGAUACCCUGGAGACACUGGCCUCGUCCCUCAGAACGGAAGUCAGGAACCUGGAGAAACUCGUGAAGCGAAUGGACCUCGUCUUCGUGUAAUAAAGCCCCAUGUUAUGACGUCACGAAAAACUAAGUCACCCGGAUGUUACACUUUUAUUGUUACGACAAUGUGUGUAAAUGUAUCCAAGGCAAAUCUAGUAAAACAAUAUAUUACACACGCUUUUUUCCUGCGCUAUUAGACAUUGAAAUUAUCUAACUCUAUAGGGGAAAACAUUAAGUUAUAAUGAUAUCAUUCUAUACUGCAGAAUGGAUUAACGAUUUGAACUGAAUUCGAGCUUUGUUGAAAUAUAAUAAUCUAAUAGUGUCCAUUUAUAAAGAUAUAGGACUCUACUUACUAGUAGUUGCAUGCGCAAUAUUCAUCCGCGAGAAUAGAACAUGUGUUUGAUAGCAAACAUUAACCCGAAAGUUGUCUCAAUUUUUAAGACAUAUAUGUUCAUGACGUAACAGAUCGCGUGACUAAUAUACUUUGUAAUGUAGCAAAGCAUUGUUUACUACAGUCAUUAUUUAUGUCUUAUACGAUGUACAAAUAAAAGAAUGGUACAUAAUCUCC